Molecule: messenger RNA, 2833 nt
Organism: Amphibalanus amphitrite
Lineage: Eukaryota; Metazoa; Arthropoda; Thecostraca; Balanomorpha; Balanidae
Product: histone-lysine N-methyltransferase PRDM9-like
Exons: 11
Coding region: 117-2066 (649 amino acids)
Cellular component (GO): nucleus
Molecular function (GO): protein binding; histone methyltransferase activity
Source: RefSeq, a predicted model, not a curated record
GCUAGUGAUGCGCACUUCAACUUUGACUUCAACUUAUUCUCAUCAAGGCCAUCUAUAGAAUUCUCAUUCUGAGCGGACUCGCACAGAAAACGAGGGAUCUUGAUUUGGAGAUUGAGAUGGAUCAGCAUGAUCCACCAGUGUCUGAACUACUGCCGCUCAUGCGGGCUGCAUCAAUGUCACCAAAAGGACCAAAGUGGUCUCUGGAGGGCUCCGCUGACAGCGACGGGGAAUGGGGUCCGUCACAGAGUGUGAGGAAGUCUCAGAGGCCGAGGAACUGCACUCCCAUAGACAGUGGCUCUGAGAGCGACUUUCGGCCAGUUGUGAAGGAGGAGAUAAAGAUUGAAGUCACUUCACCAAGGGUUGAGCGGCCGUCGUCUCCCUCGGUGUCGGACGACGAUCCUUUCUCGGACCGCGCUCUGCAUUCUUUAGUGAAGGAGGAAAAGUACCGACCUCGAUCACCGUCACCGUCUGAGGACUUCAUCGGGUUCACUGAGGUGGACCGGGACAGUGCCUGUUUCAUCUCCAAUGCAAAAAGGAGUCUGUUACUUGGUUGUUCGUCUGCCAUUCGAGACUCUACUGAAGUUUUUGCUGAAGGAGUGUUCAUCAAGAGUCAACGUCUCGUCAUUAACUACCGAGAUGUGGAUGGUCUCGAUGAUAGUAACAUAUUUUGUGACGUGUGCUGCCGCGAUUGGGACGGUGAAUGUCCCGUCCAUGGACCGCUAAAGAUCAUACACGAUACCAAGGCACGACGCGGUAUCGGAGAUGUCGACAGGGACGUCAAGACUCUCCCGCCUUCUCUCAGCUCUGGUCCGUCGACAAAUCCAGCGUCUGGCACCGGAGUUUUGGCGGAGAAGGACAUACCUGCGCGCCAAAGACUCGGUCCUUACGAGGGCACCUUGACCACCGAGCAGGGUCAGGCCCGAAGUCGAACAACCGGGUACAGAUGGCAGAUCAAGAAGGGUAAGCGCGUGCAUCACUCGGUGAAUGCCGAAGACCCGAGCUGCAGCAACUGGCUCAGAAGGGUCAACUGUGCCCGCUCGGAGGAAGAACAAAACCUAGUGGCCUUCCAGUACCGGGGCCAGGUAUACUUCAGGACGUCAAAGGCCAUUCCGCGGGGCUCUGAGCUGCUGGUGUACUACGGAGACGACUCGGCCCGGGAGCUGACCGUCCACUCGGAGACGUCUGGGGAGUCUGUGACUUCCUCUCCGGCCGGACCUUCAUCUUCAGGUGUUGGUUGCACACUUCAGUGUCCCCACUGCAACGUCAGAUGUCUGGGACAACAACAUCUGGACGGACACGUGAAGAUAAGUCACGGUCACAUCGGCAGGAACGGGAGAUUCAAGUGCGAGCGGUGUCAAUACUCUACCGACAAGUCCACUCAUAUGAAAUACCACCGGAAGACUCACACGGGGGAGCGACCCCACUGCUGCUCUAUCUGUACGGCACGGUUUGCUCAGCGGUCCACCCUCACCACACACACGCGGACCCAUACGGGAGAACGGCCGUAUGCCUGCUCCCUCUGCCAUGCACAAUUCGCUGACCAGGCGCACCUCAUCAGACACAAGCGAACCCACACUGGGGAGAGGCCGUAUGCCUGCUCCCUCUGCAAGGCACAAUUCAAUGAACGGUCAAAACUCACCGGACACAUGCGAACCCACACUGGUGAGCGGCCAUACAGCUGCUCUAUCUGCAAGGCGCGGUUCCUUGAACGGUCACAUCUUAAUGCACACGUGCGGACCCACACUGGGGAGCGGCCAUACAGCUGCUCUAUCUGCAAGGCACGGUUCACUAACCGGUCCAUCCUAACAAAACACAUGCGGACCCACACAGGGGAGCGGCCGUACGGCUGCUCAACCUGUGCGGCACGGUUCGCUCAACGGGCAUAUCUCAACGAACACAUGCGGACCCACACGGGGGAGCGGCCGUACGGCUGCUCACACUGCCAGGCCCGGUUCACUCAGCGGUCACAUCUCUUCAGACACAUGCGGACCCACGCGAAAAGCGGCCACACGGCUGCCUCUACAUCAGCAACGGUUCGGCAGUUUGACACAAAAAAUACGUUUUGAAGUGGUUGGUACACUGGUGAGAAUAACAAGCUGUGAGUGACCGAAGCGGUAAAUCGUUUGCAUGUCGAAACACAGUGCUGAGGCUUCACGACAAGUGCAUGACCACUGACCAGCCCCCGUUGUACGUUAGUUAUUCGUGUUAUAGCUGUGACUCUCGUUUGUGAGCUUCGUGGCUACCAAUGUCAUAUCUGGUUUGUUUGUACUAAUCCAGUGUGAUUCAGUGAUUGUGUAUUUAAAAUAGCCGCCCUUACAUAGGGGGAAAGGACUGUGGAACUGUCGUUAUUUUAAGCGCCGAAGCGCCAUUUUUAACCCAUUAAUGCCGCUUGGGUCAUAUAUGACGCAAAAGCAAAAUCUUAAUGUUUCUUCUCAAUGGAGGCAAGUGGCACUUUGAUGAACUUGCGCGUGUGUUUUGUCGAUUUUGUGGGUUUAGUGACGAGCGUCGGAGCGGCAUAAAACUGGUGUGAGCUCGUCCACUGAAGUUUCUGGAGCCAAAGACGACGGGACUGCACAGCCGACGGUCACUGGCAAUGGCGCGCCGUCCCAAAAAGUAAUGUUGUAUUAUGUUUGCAAUUUACUAUCUGUUGAAUGAUCGUCUACCUAUUUAAAUUUGUCUGAAAAGUAUGAUGUGUAUUUUUGCCCUUCUUCUCGUCACCGGAUAACUUUUGUUCCUCAAUAAAUAUCCUUGGGUCAUAAAUGACCCAGCCGGCAAUAGUGUUAUCAAUUUACUCAGUACCUAUGUUAAAUACAAUGGAAGCAACUGAUGAUUA